AUGAACGAUAUUGAAAAGGGUUCAGUCUACCCCGAUAAAGACCAAUCCACAACUCCGGACCACAGUAGCGGACGCGGGGAACCAAGCUACGAAGAAAUAACGCAAAUAAAACAUGGAAUAGGGCGUCGCUUUGUUGACAGCUUUCGAAGAGAUCUAAGUCUUACUAUGACCCCGCCGGGUGUGGUAGGCGCAAAUGGGAGAGUAUUCCAUGCCGAAAUUGCCGCGCAAGCAACAGCAAAUUCUCCUCUUGCACGAAGAUUGAAAGGGAGGCAUCUGCAGAUGAUCGCAAUUGGAGGUUCAAUAGGUACCGGACUUUUCGUUGCGUCGGGCAAAUCUCUCGCAACUGGCGGACCUGCAUCACUUAUUAUAUGCUUUACACUCAUCGGGCUCAUGUUAUAUUGUACGGUGCAUGCUUUGGGUGAAAUGGCUGUUCUGUUUCCCGUUUCAGGGUCUUUUUCGGCCUACUCGACUCGAUUCUUGGAUCCGGCUUGGGGAUUUGCUAUGGGAUGGAAUUAUGCAAUGCAAUGGCUUGUGGUUCUUCCAUUAGAAAUUAUUGCGGCAUCUAUCACAAUCGACUUCUGGGAUAUACAACAGCGAUACGAUCAUGCUAUAUUUGUCACAGUAUUCCUUUUCACAAUUAUUGGCAUAAAUAUGUUUGGAGUGAAAGGGUACGGCGAAGCGGAAUUCUUCUUUGCUAUCGUCAAAGUUGUGGCUAUUAUUGGAUAUAUACUUUUGGCCAUAAUCCUCAACUGCGGUGCCAGCCUUGAAGAAGGUUAUGUAGCUGGUACGUUGUGGAGUGACCCGGGCGCAUUCAACAAUGGAUUCAAAGGCAUGUGUAGUGUUUUUGUCACUGCGGCAUUUGCUUUUGCUGGCACUGAAUUGGUGGGGCUCGCUGCCGCUGAAACGCAGAACCCCAGAAAGUCAUUGCCAAAGGCCGUGAAGCAAGUAUUCUGGCGUAUCACUCUUUUCUAUAUUGUCUCGCUGACUCUCGUUGGACUUCUCGUCCCCUAUACCGACGAAAGAUUGCUUGCUACUGGAAAGACGAAUACCGCAGCAAGUCCUUUCGUUAUUUCUAUUCAAAAUGCUGGAAUAACGGUACUUCCUUCUGUUAUGAAUGCAGUCAUCCUUAUUGCUGUACUAUCUGUGGGCAACUCGUCAAUAUUCGGAUCUUCUCGGACUCUUGCAGCAUUAGCAGAUCAGGGGCAAGCUCCUAAGAUUCUGGCUUAUGUUGAUCGCAAAGGUCGUCCGAUCGUAGCUAUUGGCGUAUCGUCGGCCCUUGGGUUUCUCGCUUAUGCAGCGGAUUCUGGUGCUCAGGCAACAGUUCUGGAUUGGAUGCUAGCACUGUCUGGACUUUCCUCAAUAUUUACUUGGGGAUCUAUUUGCCUUGCCCAUAUCCGUUUUCGACGGGCUUGGGGACUUCAAGGUCAUAGCCUAAACGAGUUAGCUUUUCGUUCGCAGCCAGGCGUCAUUGGCUCGUGGAUUGGGUUUCUAUUCAAUGUCCUCAUUCUCAUCGCACAAUUUUGGACUGGGGCAUGGCCUACAGGCUAUCAGCAAAUGACGGCACUCGAGCAAUGUGAAAGCUUCUUCCUAGCAUACUUGGCCGCACCCAUCGUAAUUGUAUUCUAUGUGGGAUAUAAAUUUUGGUAUAGGACUUCUGUGAUGAGAUCCAAGGAUAUGGAUCUAAAGACCGGAAUGCGCGGUCUAGACUUGCCAGCCUUGAUAGCAGAGGAGCGAGCAGAAAAGACCGGAUGGCCAAAGUGGAAACGAGUAUACAAGACAGUAUGUUAA
Messenger RNA from Botrytis sinoallii, 1788 nucleotides. RefSeq lists its product as uncharacterized. Lineage: Eukaryota; Fungi; Ascomycota; Leotiomycetes; Helotiales; Sclerotiniaceae. The record is from RefSeq and is a predicted model, not a curated record. The coding region runs from base 1 to 1788 and encodes 595 amino acids. Gene Ontology annotation, cellular component: membrane. Gene Ontology annotation, molecular function: amino acid transmembrane transporter activity. Gene Ontology annotation, biological process: amino acid transmembrane transport. The transcript is spliced from 5 exons.